AUGCUGUCCAUCCCUCGGACAGCCACCCUUUGGCUCGUUGUUUUCACUGCCUUGACGGAAGCCGUCGUCAUCCGCUCGACUUCCCGGUGUGCACCAAACGAGUACUGGUGUCAAGAUAGGUGCGGGUCGGACGACUAUGGCAACACCUGCUGUGAGACCCCUAACGGUCAACAUAACCUCUGUGGCGCCGGCACCAUCUGCUGUAUGUAUGGCUGUUGUCCCGCUGGCACGAUUUGCAACGCCGUCGGAGGAUGUGACAGCGUAUCCGGCAAUGUUACCUCCUCCAAGCCACCGCCGUGGACGUCGGGGAGCUGCUCAAACUCGCCAUCUUCCCUCACUUUUUACACUACCGUCACCGAAUUUAUCACUAUGACGCCGUCUAAGCCAUGCAGCUCAAGCAGCGCCUCGCCGGGCUCUUCUACAGCUUCCAUGUCCUCCAAAACGUCAAACCCACCGUUGUCAUCUGAGUUUUCUCAGUUCCCGCCUUCCUCCUCGGAAAUGUCCCAGACAUUUUAUUCGUCGCAAACCACCGGAUCCGACGGCGACCAAGGCACAAGCAUUACCACAUGGACGGCAUCGAACGGUGAGACCAUUAUCUCUAGCGGAUCCGCCAUCAUCAUCGGGGGGACAACUACUAUUCCUGUCCCGACCGGGUUUACGACAGUGACAACCGGCGGACAAACAUUCACGUUCGGUUCCCCUUCAGCGACCUCCACGGAAGCCACGGGAAGCUCUAACACCGGGGGAGGUGGAGGUGCUACGACCUGGACUCAAUCAGAUGGCGAAACUGUCAUCUCGAGCUCCGGCGUCGUCAUCAUCGGAACCAGUCCGCCCAUCACACUCCCCACUGUUACCGCACCAACCACACUCACAACGGGAGGAGAGACGUUUACGUUAACUCCUCCAUCUAGCGUGACUAGUAGCACGUUGCCUCCUAUCGACGCCACCACAUGGACUCAAUCAGACGGAGAUAUAGUCAUUUCCAGCUCUGGGGUAGUGAUUAUUGGAACGAAUACCCCAAUCACUUUACCAACCGUCACAGCCCCGACAACUCUCACGACUGGCGGAGAGACGUUCACGCUGAUCCCCUCAUUGGGCAGUAGUAGCGAAACUUUGCCUCCCAUCGCCACGACAUGGACUCAAUCAGAUGGCGAUGUAGUCAUUUCUAAUUCAGGGGUGGUCAUUAUUGGGACGAACACCCCAAUCACCCUACCAACCGUCACGGCCCCUACAACGAUCACGACUGGCGGAGAGACGUUUACUCUAACACCUCCCUCGAGCGUUAGCACCACGGCAUCGACAACUUCGUCUCCCCUAGCGACGAACUGGACACGGUCGGACGGGCAGACUGUCAUCUCUAGCUCGGGUGUAGUCAUUAUUGGGACUAGCCCUCCAAUUACGCUUCCGACCGUCAGCUCGCCAACCACAAUCACCACGGGCGGCGAAACAUUUACGUUGACGCCGCCCCAAAGUAUUACAACGACACCGCCCUCCACAACAACCACGUCCUCGACUGACAUAGGCCCCAUUACCACCUUCUCGGAAUGGCCACCUGGAGCCGUGAUCACCCCCGUGACGACCGAGGUCGACGAGCCAGAAGAGACAGACGGCGGCGCUGUUGUCCCAUGCGACCUAUGGUUCUUUUUUAUCUGUAUUAGCACGCCCGAGAUCAACAUCGGUGGGUGGUUCUGGCGAUUGCCACCGGGCGUUUAUCCACCACCACCAGGGGUCCACCACCCCCGGGCGUCAUCAACCUCCCAACGGGAAUCAACAUCCAAGGUCCUCUACCACCAUGGCCACGAUUCACGUGGCAACAGGGUGGGCCCGGAUCAUAAGCCAACGUAUUCGUCCAGGCCAGACGAGUGCGAAACCGAGUCAGCGACGCUGUGCGCGACUACGUCGUCAGUCGGUCCCUCGACGACCAACGUCGCCUCGACGUGCACUAACAUCGUCGGGUGCGCCGUGGACGACUCGGAUACAACCAGGACUGUGACCUCGUCCUGCUCCACGGCCACCGUGACCGACUUUUUCGUGUCGUGCACUACCACCGCCCCAGGGUCAUCCUCGUGCACCACGACCAGCAGCCUGGUUGAAUCGGGGUGCUCGGUCACGGGGACGGUCAGCACCACUUUCGGAUCCGGGUCCUGCGUCUUGCUGACGACCCGCACCACCACCAUCGAGGAGAUCGACCCCCCGACCAGCACCACGUCCACGACCUCGUCCACAUCUAGCACUCCGGUCUCAAUAACACCGACAGCAACCCACACAAGCUUCUCGACGUUCGACCCCACCGACCUGCCCACACUCUCAACCGCGUGGAGCACCCCGGAAGGAAGCACCUGCGCCUCCACCACGACCUUCACAUCCUGCAUCUUCCCCGGCGGCGGUCCUGGCGGCGGCAACUCCGCCUGCGCAGUAAGCACAACCUGCGCGUCCUGGGCCGCCACCACCACCACCACCACCACAUCCACCGGCCCCACCGAAACCCCCCUCGCCAUCAACGCCAAACGCUGCUACUACGCAUCGGACUCCUUCCCCAACGAGGACCCCCCCGACAUCGACGAGUACUGGCAACAGCAGUACAUCCCGUGGGCGUGCGCGACGGGGGACACGGCCGCGGUGGACGUGGUCCUGGGCCCGGACAGCGAGCCGCUGACCUUUGAUACGCGCACCAACGGCGUGCCGUACUGGUACUCGGUCUCGUGGAUCGAGGGCUGUAGGACGAGCGUGAGCGAGCAGUACGCUUAUGUGCCCGUUCCGGGUGGGGAGGAUACUUGUUAUAGUAUCAUGCGGGGCAAUUUUGAGAAUUGCGAGAAGGAUGGUGGAUAUGUGGGAGGUUACGUCGAGGCCGGCUGUUUGAGGUAUGUGUUUGAGCCGUGCGAUCCCGACGAAAUGAGCUGCCACCGAUGA
Messenger RNA from Chaetomium globosum CBS 148.51, 2910 nucleotides. RefSeq lists its product as uncharacterized. Bases 1 to 2910 code for a protein of 969 amino acids. Lineage: Eukaryota; Fungi; Ascomycota; Sordariomycetes; Sordariales; Chaetomiaceae. The transcript has 6 exons. The record is from RefSeq and is a predicted model, not a curated record.